AUGCAGGGCUGUGGGGGUGACGGGCAUAGGGCUGUGGGGGUGAUGGGCAUAGAUGAGUUGGUUGCUGAGGGUGAGCUGAUACGCUCACUAACGCACCCCAAUGUGCUGCGUGCGUAUGGGCUGUGCUCAGAGGGCCUUCAGAUAGCGGCAGGCCUGGAGUACCUGCACUCCACCUCCAUCAUCCACCGAGAUGUGGCCGUGCGCAAUGUGUUGCUACAGUCACCCACGGCACACAACUGCGCACCUCGUGCUAAGGUGGCAGAUUUAGGCCUUGCCAGACGGACCAACGCAAUACACUCAACAUAUGUGAAGACUUCACAAAUGCCACAACGACUGCCCGUAAGAUGGAUGGCCCCAGAGACGCUUGUGCGAUUAACAGCCAAUGAAAUGAGCGAUGUGUGGGCCUACGGCAUCGCUCUGUGGGAGACAGUUACAGACGGUGCAAUGCCCUACCCUCAACUGACAGACACAGAGGUGGUGGCUUAUCUCCGUCUCCCCACGCGAGAGGUUCUCACUCUCAUCGACCCCGUACUGGAAUGUCCCGGUAUUGUGUAUGAUGUCAUAGGCGCGUGCACCAGAAUAGACGCCGGUAUCCGACCCACAUUCACCACCGUUCAAGUGCUGGUAGCUGAAGUACUGGACAGUUUGGCAUGUCUAUUUGCAGCUGGUCCGUGUACUCUAGAAUUACGCGAAUUGACUCGAUAUUCUGCGAUGCUCAAGUCAAGUUUCACUUGGCUACAACCCGAAGUCGAAUCCGAAAUGAAGUCCGUUCUCGAAGAUAGAUCUCAAUUCCACUCAGCGCAGUCUAAAGUAGACGGUGAGAGUAAAACACUACACACAAUUGUAUCGAAACGAUCCAUAUACGUCGACGAUGAAAACUAUGUGGAUACGCCACAACCAGGCGGGGACGAGUAG
This is a messenger RNA of Sphaeroforma arctica JP610, 915 nucleotides long. Its product is annotated as TK protein kinase. Lineage: Eukaryota; Ichthyosporea; Ichthyophonida. The record is from RefSeq and is a predicted model, not a curated record. Gene Ontology annotation, biological process: protein phosphorylation. The transcript is spliced from 9 exons. Bases 1 to 915 code for a protein of 304 amino acids. Gene Ontology annotation, molecular function: protein tyrosine kinase activity; ATP binding.